AUGUUACGUCCAAUUGGUUCACUAUUAAGUCGAACAUCACAAAAACACACUGAAGCCUUCUUUUCUGGUGAUUUCCAAGAUUUUACGAGUGAACACCGUGGUGGCAAACAUACUAGUGCAUUUUUUGAUGAUUUCCCACAAAUUGAAACAGAAGCUAAAGUUUAUACGCUUACCCGAUGUUCCGAUAAAGCAGCAAAUUUUAGUGUUAAUGAAUUAGCGAAAUUUAUCGAUGAGAAAUAUUAUGAAACAACUGGAACAACAAAACCAAAAGAUAGUGAAUUAAUUAGAUCAGAAGCUUCAGUUCGGUAUAGAGAUUCAAAUGGAAAAGCACAAGUUUUAGAUUGUUUUUUUGUGAAUGGGCCAAAUCGUGGUUUAAGUAAAGGGUUGGCGGUGAUUGCAAAAGAGUUGAAUGUAAAAAAUGCUGAUCGUCUAACAUUACCACAAUUACGCGCUCAUCUCGCUGAUCAUCCAGCAUUUCAAAAUGUAGGAUUUAUUUAG
Rotaria sordida is the source of this 498-nucleotide messenger RNA. The record is from the annotation of a GenBank genome assembly. Lineage: Eukaryota; Metazoa; Rotifera; Eurotatoria; Philodinida; Philodinidae.